Molecule: messenger RNA, 1503 nt
Organism: Trichoderma atroviride IMI 206040
Lineage: Eukaryota; Fungi; Ascomycota; Sordariomycetes; Hypocreales; Hypocreaceae
Biological process (GO): transmembrane transport
Cellular component (GO): plasma membrane
Molecular function (GO): transmembrane transporter activity
Source: RefSeq, a predicted model, not a curated record
AUGAUUUCCCUUAUGCUCAGCAUUUUCUUGAUCGCCCUUGACAUGACCAUCGUUGCGACCUCUGUACCCGCCAUCACCAACGACUUCCACGGCAUCAAAGACCAGGCAUGGUACGCCUCCGCCUUCUUCCUGACGGCUGGCGGAUGUCAGUCGACAUGGGGCAAGAUCUACCAGAAUUUUCCCCUCAAAUUCAGCUUUCUCAUAGCCAUUUUCAUCUUCGAAGUGGGCAGUCUUAUUUGCGCCGUGGCCCCUUCGUCAUCCGUCUUCAUUGCAGGUCGUGUCAUUGCCGGUAUUGGAUCCUCUGGCGUCGGCUCAGGCUCCUACACAAUCGUCGCUUUUAUUGUAGAGCCCAAGAAGAGAGCGAAUUAUACCGCGAUUCUUGGAGCGAUUUUUGGAAUCGGAAGUAUUCUGGGCCCUUCGAUCGGUGGUGCUUUUGCUGCUGAUAUCACUUGGCGAUGGUGCUUCUAUGUCAAUCUCCCUAUUGGUGUCCCUCCCGUCCUCGGCGUCAUCUUCUUCCUCCGCCUCCCGUCUAUUGCUCGCCCUCGACAAGCUCCGUUAAAAGAGAAGCUGCUCCAGAUGGAUCCAAUCGGCUUUGUACUGCUGCUGGGAGGCAUCGUCUCAUACCUCGUAGCAGUGCAGUAUGGCGGCGUGACACACCCUUGGAACUCUGGAACUGUCAUCGGUCUUCUCGUGACUUGUGUUGUGGCAUUCGUUCUUUUCGGAUUCGUUGAGAUGUGGCAAGGUGAAAGAGCGACAGUGAUCCCUCGGCUCUUCAAGAAGCGUUUUGUUGGACUAUCGAUGAUCUACAUAGCGUUUCAAGGCGGAGCCCUCUAUGCCAUGGUUUACUAUCUCCCUCUCUACUUUCAGGCUAUCCGAGAUGAUAGUGCUGUGCUUGCUGGUGCUCACACCUUGGCCUUUAUCAUCCCGGGCAUGCUCUUUAUUCUAAUCUCCGGCAUCAUCACCACGAACACAGGCAUGGUUACGGUCGUCAUGUUUGUUGGAUCGGCCAUUGCAACUCUUGGCUGCGGCCUUAGCUACUUGUUCGACAUCAACACCAAUACCGGGACCUGGAUUGGAAUCCAGAUCGUGUGUGGCAUAGGCCUUGGCCUUGGGUUCCAAAUUCCUCUUUCUACAGCUCAGGCCAGUGUCGAAGCGGCCGAUUUACCAGCCGUCACUGCCAUGUUGUUGGAAUUCCAGACGCUCGGUGGCGCCAUCUGGGUGUCUGCAGCGCAAGCCGCCUUUGUGAACCGCUUGCUGGUCGGUCUACCCAAGUCGGCUCCCAAUGUGAUCCCAAUGGAGGUUAUAGCUACUGGUGCUGGAGAUUUGCGCAAGGUCUUUUCACCAGCGGAUCUCCCAGGCAUCCUUGCAGCUUACUCUACCGGUAUCAGGGACGCAUAUCUCCUCAUCUGUGCAAUUGUUGGGAUUUCCAUGUUGGUAGCUGCAGCAAUGCCAUGGAGGAGAAUCGACCCAGAUGCAAUCAAAGCAGCUGCAGGUGGAGCGUAA